AUGGAACGUUGUACUUCUGUUAUGUCUCCCAGCAUCCUUGAUGAAUUGAGACAGUGUGAUACCCUGUGACAUUUUUAUUAGAUAUCACUUAGAAGUCAGUAUGUGAAACUGCUGGGUACUGUGUCCCAUACAGUACCUUUGGUGGGUUGAGAAGAGAAACCUUUCCCGGCGUUGACUUCGGUUAGAACCAGCCAGUUCUCUCCGCCCCUGCCCCACCACGCUCCCAUGACCCAUUUCAUCGCGGUGAGGAACCCGUUGUUCACUCGUCACUGGGGCCCUUGCUUCCCCUUCAGUAUGUGUGAGUUCUAAGAACAAGGUCAUCCGGUUUUUUGUUUUUUUUUUUGUCUGACCUUUCACCUGAGCCGUGGGGGUUGGGCCUUCCGUCAUCGAUCUGGUCACGUGGACGACCGUUGGCAGGGGAGGUGGUGCAGUCUCACUCGCUCGCUGCUUGUGAAUUACACAAUAAAGACGGGUCGCUUUUAAGGGAGAUGUCUGAAAAACUGAGAAGAUGCAGAAAGGAGCUGACUGCGGCCAUUGACCGGGCCUUUGAAGGGGUCAGUCAUUCCCAGGAGUGCUCAGGCUCGCAGAGGCUGGAGCUGGACGCGGUGCGACUUCCCUUCCCCCUCCCCGUUCACCGGCUCCUCUGCAGGAGGCAACCGCUGGCAGCCUGCUCCUCUGUGGCUCCUUUCUCUCCUGUCCCUUGUGACCCUGAGAAUGAGAGCCCUGUCUUUGCACCAAACCCUGCUCCUGUGACUGCAAAGCCACAGGCUCUAUGCCCCCAAAGAAAACCUCUGACCAGCAAGGAAAACAUACUGAUGCAUUCCUCCAUUUUGGCACCUGAAAGACAGCUUUGGAGAGCAGUAGGAGAUGGGGAGAACUGGAGAAAAGACUGUUUAAGGAAAGAUAUGGAGAAAUAUUUGAAGGUUGACUCAAACAUGCCACUCAGCAGUUCUAGCCAAGAGGUCACACAGGAUCUGCUUGAUAUGAUUGACCAUACAAGCAUCCGAACUAUUGAAGAAUUGGCUGGGAAACUAGAAUUUGAAAACGAGCUGAACCGUGUGUGUGGUCACUGCGAAGAUUCUCCCUUUAAGGAGGAAGCCUGGGCCCUGCUGGUGGAUGAGAGCCCUCAGAAGGCCUCAGAUGCGGACCCUGGCAGCCUCAAGCAGGCUUUUGAGGACCACAAUAUCGUGGAGACAGUUCUGGACCUGGAAGAGGACUACAAUUUGAUGACCUCUUUUAAAUACCAAAUUGAUUCAUCUUGGCAAGCCAAACAAUCACUGAAUUGUUUCCGUGGAAACACCAAGCUGCAGUUUGGAUUAGCAGAAUCAAAAUAGAAACAAGGCAACUUCAAGAAUAAAUAGGAGCUUUGGAACCUGCUAGUCACCAACUGCAAGUUCAAGCUACAGCACAAGGCAUAUGAGAAGGUAGGCCUAUCCAGUCCUAUAAGGAGGGGUUUCCAGGUCCCCUGGCUGUAUCUUACUAGGUUGAUGCCAAAAUCACUAGAAACCAGCUCUGUAUGUGUACUGGUAGACUUUGUAACAAUACUUAAGGCAGGAGAUGGUCUGUAGAAGCUAGGAGAGGCAGGGGGCCAGAGGGCAAGGCUGGGGAGGAAGGAACAGGAAAAAGGAGAGAUGAGUGAAUGCUGAGUGAAGGUCCAGCAAGGAGCAAAGGCCACAGCUGAGGCCUGAGAACAGAGCAACAGUUCUUUCAAGAGGACAAUUCAAGGAUGGCAAAGGGCUGGAAAUGGUGACCCUGCCCUUAGCCCCAUUCAGAUUGCAAUAUUCCCCAUAUUCCUGGGCAUGGCUAUCGAGCCACCCAAAUUUAGACCUGGAUUCUUACCAGGCGAGUUCUGGGGGCACUUGUAGUCAGUAAGCGCCUGCCUCUGUGUUGCUUUAGCCAGCACAGUCAGGCACACAAGCCUACCUUCUCAUCUCUAGGUCUCAGGGAUCCUUCCUCCUGCUUCCUGCUCACCUCACCAGGAGAAUGAGGGAGCCACCUCCUGCCCACUUGCCCUAUCUCCUUGGCGUUCUCCUGAAUCCUGCACUUCCAAUCCCAGGGAAGACUCAAGAGGGUCAAGAGGCCAGGAGGAAGGAGACCAAUAACCUGGGGGGCCUGUGCCCCUCACCUUUGCACCCAGAAAUGUGCUAAUAGGGCAGCAACACCAUCCUGCCACUGGAGGAGGUGUGAACUGUUAAUAAUCAAAAAAAUUGAUGAAAAGGAUUUGCAAAAGAGCCAAUCUUCCUCCUUCUGCAUGACCAGCCAGGAGCUCACUUGGUACAGAGGGGGACCUUCUCUAACUGAGGCACAAGAAGUUUAAUACGGCAGUGAAAGCCAAUGAACCAGGCAAGUAAACCAGGGAGGCAACUGCACCUGAUCUUGGGUAGUUAUUGAAAAGGCUGUCCUCCUGAGACAAUCUGAAGCUUUCUCCCUGGGUACAUUGGAGGAUAUUAAUAUUUUAGAUUUUAGCUAAAUAUUUAUAGGGGGACAAAGUUUUACUCAGGAAAUCUAGUUAAUAAUGGAUUCCAGCCCUAAUGGGGAAGGGCUUUCUGUGCUAGGCCAGCUGGAAAAUGCCUGAUUUGAUGGAGAGUUUUGGCCUAAGGCCUGGCAUAAAGAAAAAAAAAAUUUUUAAACUACUCAACCCUUGUAUGAAGCAGCUCUUUUGUUUUGUUUUCUGGGCACUUUGUGUGGGAGCUGGCCUGGGAGAGAGGAGUGGGCAUUUUAUAGGAAACCCUUAAUCAGGAGCCCUUUGGAACAUCUAAGACCAAAAAAAAAAAAUUGCAAAGGGAUACUGGAGAGACCCGACUUUCAGGAAGGGCUGCCAGAAGCUGUUUGAAUGAUAAGCAAGCAAUCCCUGCCCUCAGUGAGUAUCAACUAUCUACUAGUACCAGACACUUUCCUGGAUGCUGAGGAUACAGUAAGGAUGAGGCAGAUGCUGCUCCUGCUUCUGGAGUUUAUAUUCUACUGUGCAAGUUGGGCAAAACAAAAAAAAUACUGAUUUGAUAUUUCAGUUGGAACUAUCUGAGGAAACUUAAAACAAGUUAAAGGAAUGGGCAAUGAGUAGGACAAGCCCCUUCAGAAGAGGAGGGUUCAGGAAAAGACUACUCUGUAGGUGACAUUUUUGGGGGGGAGCUAUGCCCACUGCAUAUGUUAAGUUCUGAAGCAGAGAUUGAACCCAUGCCACAGCAGUGACAAUGCUGGAUCCUUAAUCCGCUGCGCCACAAGAGAAAUCCCCGUAGGUGACAUUUAAAUUGAUACUUGAAUGCCAGGGCAAUUAGGUGCUGCAAGUGGCUUCAUUUCCAUCCUCAGACUGUCUCUGGGGUUGUAUCAAAGGGCCUUAGGUGGACCCUGGGCAAUAGACGUCUCACAACAUCCACCCUGUGUAGCCACAUACAUCUCUAUUAGCAUCUAAGGAGCCAAAAAUGCUGCGUGUUCCAGGGACAUGCCUGGGCUGUGUCAUGCUCACCAAAUUUGGCAGGAACACAGCAGGUUUUUUUUUUUUUUUUUAAGCCUUAGGAAUAAAAUAAGAAACAGAAUAUCCUUUUCUGAUGAUUGCUAGAGACAGGCAGUGCAAUUUUAAUUAGCCCAGCCUUGUUAGGAGAUAAAUUUACUGCUCAUUCUACAAAAACACCCAGCUCCUAUAACACUGAGUCACUCUGACCUUUGACUUUGAACAAGUGAAAUGGUUCUGUAGAAAUACAGGAUUUCAUAACACAGCAGAAUCAAAGAACAGAGGGUCCUGCUGUGGCAUUUCAAAACUGGACAGACCCUUCAAUAAGAAGGCCACAGUCAUAGAUACUGGUGGUGUUCUUUCAAGGGGGUCUCAACUUUGAAUUAAAAUGGUUAAACCUCUCAGAGUAAUAAAACAUUUCUGGAUACAGACCCCUCUGGUCUACAAGCCUUAUGCUAAGCACUCCACAGCCACCGGUAGUCACUUUGGGAAGGGCUGGGUUCCUUCCUCCUGUGCCUUCCUUGCACCAGCAGAGCAAACCAGUAGGGAAGGCAAUGGAUGCUGGUAGAGGAUAGGGUGUAUAUCCAGUGAGACUCAGAGGGAGAGAAGAGGCCAGGGCAGCUUGAGGCAAGAGCCCAAGUCUGCACUUCCUCGGCCUUAGAGAGGACUGCUGCCAUUGGGAAGCAAUUGCUGCCACUUGAAGCUGUCCAUGAGGGUUUUUACUUUCAUAAGAAAAAGAAAAAUUGAGAGGUCCCACUGUAGUGCAGUGGGUUAAGAACGUGACUGCAGGAAUU
This is a messenger RNA of Phacochoerus africanus (Common warthog), 4242 nucleotides long. RefSeq names its product chromosome 1 C3orf62 homolog (gene C1H3orf62). Bases 489 to 1334 code for a protein of 281 amino acids. The record is from RefSeq and is a predicted model, not a curated record. The transcript is spliced from 5 exons. NCBI's taxonomy places the organism in Eukaryota, Metazoa, Chordata, Mammalia, Artiodactyla, Suidae.